Mugil cephalus (flathead mullet) is the source of this 6000-nucleotide messenger RNA. RefSeq names its product src-related kinase lacking C-terminal regulatory tyrosine and N-terminal myristylation sites (gene srms). NCBI's taxonomy places the organism in Eukaryota, Metazoa, Chordata, Actinopteri, Mugiliformes, Mugilidae. Gene Ontology annotation, biological process: protein phosphorylation; cell surface receptor protein tyrosine kinase signaling pathway; innate immune response. The transcript has 8 exons. Bases 2412 to 3926 code for a protein of 504 amino acids. Gene Ontology annotation, molecular function: signaling receptor binding; ATP binding; non-membrane spanning protein tyrosine kinase activity. The record is from RefSeq and is a predicted model, not a curated record. Gene Ontology annotation, cellular component: extrinsic component of cytoplasmic side of plasma membrane.
AGUGGGCUCUUUUUUACCUCACCAAAUUUAUCUGACAGUUUCAGAAAGAUAUUACAUCAUAACAUCCUCUGUAUGUUUUCACAUGUUUAUCAGUUCUUUGUCCCAUCUUAGCUUCUAAUGUGAUUUCAUUCAAACACAGAACUGCAAAGAUUCAGAGAAAUAUAACCACUGGUGAACCCAACCCAUAGGUUGGAAACCACUCCUGUGGUUAAAACGUUCUCCAGCUUGAGCAGCUACAAUAAAAACCCUGAACGCAGAGGCGGUUCUUGGCAUGGGCAACGUAGGCAGUCGCCCGAGGCAGGUUUUUUUUUUUUUUUUCGUGGGCGGCACGAGAAAAAACAAAAACAAAUAAAAAAAUUUCUGGGCCCCAGCCAGGGCCCGCCCCGGAUGGAUGGACAAACAGAGAGUUGAGACCUGUCUGUCACCGGGAAACCAAUUGAAACCAGAAACUACAUCAAAAUCAUAAAACAAUCAAACAAUAAAUACAGUAAGAACCAACAGAAGAAGUGAAUCGGCCUGUCUGAUGUGCAGCGGCAGGUUGUUCCACAGUUCGGGGGCAGCGACUGAAAAGGCGCGGUCACCUCUCGCUUUCGUAUUUGUCUUCCAACCAACAAUGACAGAUCAGCCGACCUGAGGGAGAGUGUGGCUGGAGCAGGUCUGACAGAUACUGUGGAGUGAGGCCAAGAACACAUUUAGACUUAGACGUAGACAGACUUUAAUGAUUGACAAGGGAAAUUACUUUGUCAUGGCCAAGUUGUUAGUUGCUACAAAAAGAUGAGCUGUUAUACAGCUGGAUAGAGUACGUAUAAAAGAUGUUGCUGGAUAUCUUAUAUCCCAUCGAAAGGUGAAACUAAAAGUACAUAGUAAUAAUGUGUCCAAGUCCAACCUUUUUUUUUAUCUCACGUAGGGCACCAUUCAAGAUAGAACUGUUACUGACUGACCUUCUUUUCCCUAAGUAAGAUUUUGAAAGCAGGACUUUAACCUGUGUGUUCCUGUGUGUUUUUAACGCAACAGUGAGGUCUGUGUCUAUCUGUGAAUACGAUGCUUGACAGAUAGAUUUCUAAUUUGAAUAGAUUAUCAGCUGACUCUAUUAUUUACUGCUUCCAUUUUCUGGUUGUCAUUGAAAUGUUUCGCGAGCAACAAAAUCUAAAUGAAAAAGAACAAACAUGAGUGGAAUCAGCAGCUUAAGGGAGCUGUGGUAAAUCCUAUGUGUCUCUCUAUGGUCUGAUGGACAUCAGCCAGAACAACUCACUCAAACUGUGUUUUGGAUGGAACUGACUAAAUCUGAAGUGUAUCCAUGUUAAAUCUGGUGCCUUUAAAAGGAGAAGGGAGGUCUAGUCUGGUGACUUGUAGUGAAAAACAGGAUGUUUGUCUCUUUGUAAAAUCCCUGAGUGGUUCAAGAACACAUGCAGGAAUUAAGGAUAAAGGUUGAGAAAAAAAAUACAAAUAUCUCUCAUUGCUGAUGAAUUCUGCCAUUCCUUUUAUUUUUAUGAAUCACUGACUCAUCAGAUGAAUUUUAUAUUUGUAACACAAAUAUCAACGAGAGGAAAGUGGAACAUCUGCAUAAUUAGAGCUGGAAUCAGAAAAAUUAUCAAAACCGUGAAUGGGUUUUCAGAUAUGUUGGCGAUGUGGCUUUAUCAGGUGGGUUCAUCAGUGAACACAGUGGGACACAGCAGAACUUGAUAACCGUGGAGUCUGUUUAGGAAACAUACAACGUGGUUUACUCAACCAAACUGGCCUUUUAUGUUUUUAGUUUAAGGAAGAGAACUGUCGCUGUGCCAAAACGAACACACUCUUUAUUAACCCCACACCCCUCUGUCUCUCUCUUUCACACACACACACUCAUUGGUUCGUCCUCCCGUUCAGUACGCAGGUGUCUGAUCAGCAGGAGGUGUGCCGAGCGCCAAACCCAAACUUGGGACGCACCUCGCUGCAGCCUCACCUUCACCUUUCUCUUUCCCUCGGCGUUUUACACCUGAGCAUUCGCAGCUGCGCCGUUCUUGUCCUUAACGCCAAAUUACUAUGGAUUGACAUUUUCCCGAGGGCCAUGCUCACGUUCUGGGUUCAGCUUGGGUCUCCCCGCCGAGUCCUUGCAGGAAACCGAUCCGACCUGGAUGGCCUUUAUUCCCGUUUCCGCAUUCCCGCAGCCACCGUGCGCACUGCAGCCGUGGAGCGGAGAUCCAUGAUCUCAACAGAAAAAACCGGUUCCUCCGGCUAAUCUACCCAACUACUGCUGGUGGUGCAUUAUGUUUCCAGCCACAGGAAGAACGGUAAACCGGAGGACUGAGCGGCUGGUGACCGUGGGCUGUGAAAGGCCAUUUUCUGUUGACUGAUCAACCUGAAGCGCAUCCUAUUGAUCGGCGGGACAAUAAUAACAAUAACACAGCCGUCGCGCUCCUUCAUGUCCCGGGAUGGAGAGUUGCUGUCGCUCCUGUAUGCCGUGUUUGGACCGGCUCUGGAACUGGAUAUGGCCCGGCUUCCGCUACCCAAACGUCCCCAACCACAACCAUGUCAUCGCCAACCCGAUGGCGCAUGCGGGAGAGAUCCCCACCGUGUCCGGCGACAUCCGCGUCCCGUCCCCCAAGAAGCGGCCGGUGCAGCUGUACGCGGCGCUGUUCGACUUCGAGGCCCGCAGCGACGACGAGCUGACGGUGAAGGAGGGGGACAAGCUGUCGGUGAUCGAGAAGCGGGGGGACUACGUGCUGGCCAAGAAGCUGACCGGGUCUCUGCAGUCUGGACUGAUCCCGGCCAACUACGUGGCUCUGCUGCAGGACGAGUUCGCCAAACACAAGUGGUACUAUGGGAAUAUAAACCGUGUGAAAGCUGAGAAACUGCUGCUCGCUUCCCAAAACAAAGAUGGCUCCUUCCUGGUUCGCAUCAGUGAGAGUCACAGUGACGAGUACACAGUGUCUGCCCGCAGUGAGGGGAAAGUGUACCACUUCAGGAUCCAGCGCUCCACCAUCGGAGCGUACUUCGUCUCAGAUAAGAUCUCCUUUGCCACACUGGGAGAGCUCAUCUCCUACUACCAGAAAAACCCACGCAGCCUUGGAGUCCUGCUGGAAGAACCCUGUGCCCAGCAGCGGGAGCUGUUUGACAUGGAGCCCUGGGAGAGACCGCGAGAGGAGUUCAGACUCCACAAGAAACUCGGAGAAGGACACUUUGGAGAGGUGUGGGAGGCGGUGUGGACAACAGAGAACAAGAAAGUGGCCAUAAAGACACUGAAACAAGAGGACACGAAGCAGGAUGAGUUUGUGAAGGAAGUUCAAGCCCUGAAGAGCCUCCAUCACCCGAAGCUGAUCCAGCUGUUGGCCAUGUGCUCCAGAGGAGAGCCAGUCUACAUUGUGACGGAACUCAUGAGCAAAGGAAGCCUCAAGUCCUACAUCGCCUCUCCUGAAGGCCAGGUGCUCACUUCAGCUCAUCUGAUCUACAUGGGCAGUCAGAUUGCAGAGGGCAUGGCCUAUCUGGAGGACAGAAACAUUGUCCACAGAGACCUGGCUGCCAGGAACAUCCUGGUGGGAGACGAUCUGGUCUGCAAGGUGGCCGACUUUGGACUUGCUCGGAUUAUCAAGGACAGCGUGUACACAGCCAGUCGAAACACAAAGAUCCCGGUGCGAUGGACGGCCCCCGAGGCAGCGAUGCACCAGAAAUUCUCUGUAAAAUCAGACGUGUGGUCGUUCGGGGUGUUGCUGUAUGAGAUGAUGUCACGCGGCAAAAUGCCCUAUGAAGGGAAGAGCAAUAAGGAAGUGUUGGAGCUGCUGACAUCUGGUUUUCGGCUGCCUUGUCCAACCCGCUGUCCUCAGAAUAUUUACCGCAUCAUGAUGGACUGCUGGGCCGCUGUGCCCUCCAAGAGACCUUCGUUCCACGCUCUGCACAGCCAGCUGGAUACUAUAUAUGCCAAGAUAUAUUUUAAGACCAUAGAGGUAUAGUAAGAGGAACAUUAGAAUAUGUUCUUCUCCAAGAGGUCUGAAGACUACACAGAGACCGAAGAAAGGAGUGAGGAAGAGUAAGGACAACUCUCACUCUCUCCUACAACAGGGUACUUUAAAAACACCAAGGUGUAAAAAGGACAAAGAGAGCAACAGAUGACAAGAAACAUCUGUGAAAUGUCCAAGAUUAUGAUGGGAUGAAGAAGUUGCUUGGCCAAAUCUGAAGGAAUAUGUUAUAGGCUAAAAGACAGACUGACUGUAAACAGUCUGAGAAAGGUGUGUAUUACACGCACUCGUAAAAGACACUAAACCGUCAGCACAUUCACUGCACCGACCGUUUUUAAUUUUGUACCCUUUUGUGUUUUAUAAAUAACGGUUUAUUACUUCUGUACGUGCCAUGUCUGUGUGGACUCACAGGCCAGGACUUAAUGAAUCACUUUGUCUUUUGACUGCAAAGCCGAUGGUAAAGUGGAGAUAAUGUGCAAUAAUUAAAUGCUUGCUGUGUUUUUCAGCCACACUAGCAGAUGGAGUCUAUAGAUUCUAACGUGGGUCGACCACUCAUAGCUUGACAAUGAUAUUUGGUUGAAAUCUUCCACGACCGUUCAUCUAGUCACUGUUUGUCUUAUUUAAAAAUCAUAAGACACUGAAUUCCCGUCAGCUUUAGUUGUACUUUGAAGCUAGAAGACCGACCAGGAAGGAAACUUCCACUGAAAUUCUUUCAGUGUAAAUAUGGCAUGCAAACAUUGUUUUAAGAUCCACUUUUUAAAAAAUCCAAAUAUCCUUUGAAAGGAGACGAGGAUGUUGAUACCACUAAUGUCUCAGUAUCAACCGUGCUGCUAGAGCCAGGAGGUGAUUGGCUUAGCUUAACAAACGCAAGAAGAAAGUUGUUGUAUCAUAUUUGUUUCACUCAGUAAAACUCAGUAAUUCAGUGUAACCAUUUCAUGUUAGCCAGAAGCAUAGUUCUCUUAAGAUUUUCUGCUGUGGCUGCCAAAGGUUGGCAGCCAUAGCCAAAGUCAUUGCCAUCAUGGUUACGGUUUCCUCAUGCCUUCAGUUGUUGUGUUAAACCGAGCCAACCACCUACUAAGGAUUCAACACUCAGACAAGAAUGGUAUCAAACUUCUUAUCUAACUCUCGUAAAGAAAGCAAUAAAGCAAUAGCCGCGUUUACCUAAGUAUUAAAUGAUUGUAUUAGGAGCCUUGCUGUUAAUAUGAAUCCAAAACAAUAGCAGUUUGGUGACAUACUAAACUAAAAUAAGAAACCCUUUGGCAUGUCAGCACUGAGGUUUAAACUGAGGAAAGUAUAGUGCCGCUCUGACCUGAGCUUCACCGAGCCCGAGGGCCACUGUUCAGAGGAUAAACCUGUUCACUGAUGUGAAAAAACAACCUUUACUCUGGCACCACUCUCAGGACAGACAUUACAUUUUUUUGUCCCACCAGGAGUAAAGAUCCCAGAUUCGUAUUUUUCAUCUAUUCAUCAAUUUUUUUUUGAGUUUAUUAUUAUUAUUAACCCAAAAACAAGUUAUGGUUCCAUCUAUCUUCAGAAAUAAGACUUCAGUUUUUGUGCAUUUUUUGGAGACAGGCCCAUUGCUUGAAAAGCCUGUGGUACACGGAGCCAUGUGUACAGUCCUUAAGUUAUUAAAGCGCUUCUAAAGGCCCUAAACAAUGGCCAUUUACAACUAGAGUGCCUAUGUUUACAAUGCAGACUCUGUACAUAUACUGACCAGUUGAAUAUGGACUAUGAAACCCGCAGUAAUGAACACUGAGUCUAAAAAAAAAAAAGAAAAGAAAAAAGGCACAGUGAAUCAAUCAUACUCACAGGACUCUUCCGAGGGGUGGGGGGGUAGUUAGAUUUCUGCACCACAAAAUUGUACAACAAUGUUGCAACUUGCAAUGCAAUUUCAGAACAAUGUAACUUUGGUCUUUUAUGCAUGGCAUUCACAGCAGACGAAGACAAGUUCAGGAAACUUGAGCCAUAAUCACCAAAUCACAAGUCUGAGUGUGUUUUUGCCUGUGUGGUAUCAGGUAGCCAACACCAGGAAUGCAAAUAAUAAAGUAUUUUAAUUAUUGUUUUAAAA